Molecule: messenger RNA, 7713 nt
Organism: Pantherophis guttatus
Lineage: Eukaryota; Metazoa; Chordata; Lepidosauria; Squamata; Colubridae
Gene: CCDC88C
Product: coiled-coil and HOOK domain protein 88C
Biological process (GO): cytoplasmic microtubule organization; cytoskeleton-dependent intracellular transport
Cellular component (GO): centrosome; cytoplasm
Molecular function (GO): dynein light intermediate chain binding; microtubule binding
Source: RefSeq, a predicted model, not a curated record
GAGCGCGCGAACGCGAAGCGUGACGCGCCUUCGCUUCUUGCUUUCGCCCUUCCGUGAGAGAAACGGGACGAAACUUGCCAAAGCUGCCGGUUUAAAAAAGCUCGCUGUUAUUCUUCUCAACGAAGUAGAAACUCUUGGGCGACGGCAACAACAGUAGCCGCCGCCGGGGGGAAUAAAAAAAAAUAAUAAAAUACCGGCGACGAUUAGAAGCCACAAAAGCUGUUUGCAAGCAGUUCCGUCCCGUUGCUCCAAUCCUCUAGCCGGCUACUUGCCUUGCCCCUCAGCAGGUUGUGAACGGGCGGCGGCUUUUUUCUCCCCCCCCCACCUCAGAGAAAGUGGGGAAGGAGGGGAGGGAGCUGCUCGCGCGUCCCUCCCCACUCCCGCCUAGGGGGAGGGGAAAGGAGAUGAACCUCGCAUUGUUCCCCUAAGCAAGGCGACUCCUUUCUGGGCCAUGGGCUCCGCGCCUUUGUUCCCAGGCUGAGCCCUUCCCCGGCCGCCUCCUGCUUUCGGAUCCAAAGCAAACGCGGAGUUUUUCCUCUGGAGGCAAGAUGGAUGUGACCGUUUCCGAGCUCCUGGAACUCUUCCUGCAGAGCCCUUUGGUGACCUGGGUAAAAACAUUUGGACUACUAGAGAGUGAUAAUGAAGACAAACUUGCAGUGUAUAUGAAUCUAGCAGAUGGAGUCUUCCUGAAUAAAAUAAUGCUGCAAAUAGAUGCACAGCCAACCAACCAACGCUUCAAUGAGCAUGUCAACAAUGAUGUAAACCUACGGAUUCAAAACCUCACUAUUUUGGUCAGGAACAUCAAAACCUAUUACCAGGAAGUCCUCCAGCAACUGAUCAUAAUGAAUUUGCCAAAUGUUUUAACAAUUGGCAAAGAUCCUCUCUCUGGUAAAAGUAUGGAUGAAAUUAAGAAGCUGCUACUUUUGGUAUUGGGUUGUGCUGUACAGUGUGAAAGAAAAGAAGAAUUCAUUGAAAGAAUAAAGCAGCUAGAUAUUGAAACUCAAGCCGCAAUUGUUUCACAUAUCCAGGAGGUAACCCAUAAUCAAGAGAAUGUAUUUGACUUGCAGUGGUUAGAGUUACCAGCUAUGGCUCCAGAAGAACUAGAGUCUCUUUCCAGAAAUAUGGUUUUUCACCUUAAGAGGCUGAUUGAUGAGAGAGAUGAGUGCACUGAGUUGAUUGUAGAUCUCACUCAAGACAGAGAUUACCUGCAGUCCCAACAGCCGUUGAGUCCUCUAAAAACAUCAAGUCCAGCUUCUUCCCCAAAUCUUGCCAGCCGUCUCUCCAAUGAGGAUAAGCAGCAUUUGUCCGUGGAGCUUGCAGAUGUAAAAGCCAAACUAAGGAGGAUCAGGCAGGAGCUGGAAGAAAAAUCAGAGCAGCUUGUUGACACCAGACAUGAAGUAGAUCAGCUAGUCCUGGAACUACAGAAAAUAAAGCAGGAGAAUAUUAACCUCAUGGCAGAUGCCCGCUCUGCUCGAGCCUACAGGGAUGAGUUAGAUUCCUUAAGGGAGAAAGCAAACAGAGUGGAGAGGCUUGAGAUGGAGCUGGUCCGAUGUAAAGAAAAGCUUCACGACGUGGAUUUCUACAAAGCACGGAUGGAGGAGCUUAGAGAAGACAACAUCGUAUUAAUUGAAACAAAGACAAUGUUGGAAGAGCAAUUGAUGAUAGCAAGAGCUCGUGGUGAUAAAUUACAUGAGAUUGAAAAAGAAAAUUUGCAAUUGAAAUCCAAACUUCAUGACAUAGAACUGGACAGGGAUACUGACAAAAAGAGAAUUGAAGAGCUUUUGGAAGAAAAUAUGGUGCUAGAAAUUGCACAGAAACAAAGUAUGAAUGAGUCAGUCCACCUCGGCAAGGAACUGGAACAACUGUCAAAGAAUACAGAUCUCUCGGAUACAAGGAAAUCUUUUGUCUUUGAGUUGAAUGAAUGCGCAUCAAGUCGUAUCUUGAAACUUGAGAAGGAUAACCAGAGCCUGCAAAAUAUCAUCCAGGAGCUAAGAGAUGCAUCUGUAGUCACUGAAGAGAAUAACCUCAAAUUUGUAGAACUACAAAAUGAGAAUCAACAGCUUGGCCAAAAGAUUGAGAAGCUGCAAAAUCAGAUAGAAAAGGAGAAACAAAGUAACCAAGACUUGGAGGCUUUAAGUGAAGAACUCUUGAAAGAAAAGCAAGAUCUUAAGGACACAAUGGAGGCUUUAAAAGCUGAUCAAGAAAGACAGAUACAAGACCUAGAAAAAGAAACUGACCACCUGAAUCAAGUGGUUUUUUCUCUAAGACAGAGAUCCCAAGUCAGUUCAGAGGCCAAAGUGAAAAACAUUGAAAUGGAAAACAAAAUACUUCACGAGGCAGUUAGUGAGAGCAACAGCAAGCUCAGUAAGCUUGAAUUUGAGAAAAAGCAGUUGCAAAAAGAUUUUGAGCAAGUUAAAGAAAAAGUAGAAAGAGUAGAAGAAAUGGAUAAAGAGCUUCAUCGGCUAGAAAGGGAGAAUGACCAGCUUGCCAAAAAAGUUGCAGCCAUGAAAAUUACCACUGAGAAAGUAGAAGUACUUGAACAAGAAAACAAGGAUCUGGAAGUAGAAAACAGAACGCUGAAAAAGUCUCUAGAUACUUUGCACAAUGUUUCCAUCCAGCUGGAAAAUUUAGAAAAGAAUAAUAAACAGCUAGAUGACAAAAACCAGGAGCUCAGGCAAAUUGUAGAAACUAUGAAAUUCACCAGUACAAAAUUAGCCCAGAUAGAGGCAGAAAACGAAGAGCUAGAAAAGGAAAAGGAAGAACUUCAAAAAAACAUAAUCAUGCUGAAAGUUCUGCUCAAGAAAUCAGAAAGGUUGGAGCUGAGUUACCAGAGUAUGAAUGCUGAGAAUCAAAAGCUGCAGCAAAUUCUAGAAAGUAGCAGUAAAAAAGUUCAACAGCUGGAAAAAGAACUCCAGGGUGUUGAAGAUGACAAUCAAAGUCUUCAGAGAAAAUUGGAGGAACAGAAGAUCUCAAGUAAGCAGGUGGAAUGGUUGGAAAAAGAGAAGAAAUUGUUGGAGCAAGAAGUGUUUCAAUUGGAUAAAGACAAAAAGAUGCUGGAAAAAGAGACAAAGAGACUAUGGCAGCAAGUAGAGCUAAAAGAUGCUAACUUGGAUGAGAAUACUAUAAAAUUGACAACAAUUGAAAAGGAAUAUAAGAUUUUAGAAAGAGAACUUGCUAGAGUCAGUGAUUCAUCAAGUAAGAUGAAGGAAUUUGAAAAAAACAAUAAAGAUCUACAGAAGCAAGUUACUAUUGAUAAGAGAACUCUGGCUACAUUAAGAGAGGAUUUAGUCCUUGAGAAGUUGAAAAGCCAGAGGUUAUCUAGUGAGAUGGAUAAAUUGGACCAGGAACUAAACAAGAUGGGAUUAAAUAAGGAGCUGCUUCUGCAGGAUGAUAAUGGCAACAGUGAUAAGAAAUAUAAAAUCUUGGAAAGCCAAACUGAAUGUAUUCUAAAGACAACACUAGCUAGUAAAGAAGAGAAAAUUGUUGCAUUGGAGGCCAAACUACAAGAGUUUGUUAACUUAAACCAACAGUUACAGAACGAACUAAACAUGAUGAGGAAGGAUUUUGCAUGUCUUAAGCAGAAGCAAGAAGAGGGAACUUUUAUGCAGAAACUGAAUCAACCGUUGGAAAACUGUCAGAAGGAAGCAACGAUGGAGCUUCUCAAAGUGAAGGACAGAGCUAUAGAUCUAGAAAGGAAUAAUGCAGCCCUGCAAACAGGGAUAGAGCUGCAUAAGGAGCAACUAGCACGUUUGGAAAUGCAGAAUGGCUCCCUCAACAGCCAGAUCCUGACACUACAAAAGCAAAAUGCUUUCCUUCAAGAGCAUAACACUGCAAUGCAAACACAAACAGCUAAACUGCAGGUGGAGAAUUCAACCAUAAAUUCCCAGAGCACAUCCUUGAUGACUCAGAAUACCUUACUCCAGAAUCAGCAGCUGGCCAAGGAGCAUGAAUACGACAACCUGCUGAAGCAGAAAGAGCAGCUCAAAGCAGAAUAUGAGUCCCUUCUUCAGGAUCAUGAACAUCUCGUGUUGCUGCACGAACGGCAGUCUACAGAAUAUGAAACACUAAUCAAACAGCACAGCAACCUAAAAACCUUGCACAAAAAUCUUGACUUGGAGCACAAAGAUCUAGGGGAAAGAUACUGCAGUUUAAUUCAACACAAAACCGAACUGGAAGAAAUGGAGAUGAUUUUAAAGACAGAAAAGGAUGCUUUACAACAGGAGAAGAGAACAAGCACAAUAAUGACUGCAGAGAACCAGAAGCUUAGAGAAGAACUAGAAAGGAUGAAUAUCUCACACACCAAACUUAAAGCUGAGUACGAAGGGCUUCAUAGUCACACUAAGGAGCUGAAAACAUCCUUGAAUAAUUCUCAGCUAGAGCUGAACCGUUGGCAAGCUCGUUAUGAUGAACUGAAGGAGCAGCACCAGACUAUGGAUAUCACCUUAACUAAACUGGACAACCACUGUGAGCUGCUUGCUCGACUAAAAGGAAACUUGGAAGAAGAGAAUCAUCACCUUCUCAGUCAAAUCCAACUAUUAAGUCAUCAGAAUCAAAUGUUACUGGAGCAGAACAUGGAGAAUAAAGAACAAUACCACGAGGAACAAAAGCAAUAUAUUGAUAAAUUAAAUGCCUUAAGGAGACACAAAGAAAAAUUGGAAGAGAAAAUAAUGGAUCAAUACAGGUUUUAUGAUCCAACUCCAAAAAAGAAAAACCACUGGAUAGGAGCUAAAGCCUUGGCUAAAUUCAUGAAGCCAAAGAAAGAGCCAACAAGAGAACGAGUGAAAUCUUCAGCAGAUAGUUCUCCAUCUCAGUUAGAAAGCAUGGAGACAGCAGGUUCACAAUCUCCAUCACAGCUACCCAAGCAACAGAAGAGUCUGGAAACUACCUCCAAAGAGUUCAGCUUCGUGGAGGACAAAGAGCAUAAGGCAGGACCCAUGGUCAAAGGGGAUUCAAAUCUGAAGAGAGUUUCACAUUGUGGAGGCAGCAAUGACCACAUUGAAAAUACAAGAGAUCCUGCUAUUAAACAGUGCUAUACGGACUCAGGUUCCAGGACUUUCUCUGCUCCAAUCUCUAGACAACCGAACAGACCAAAAGGCCAUAAUUCAGAUGAUGACCUGUAUGCUAAUUCCUCUGCAGCACAACUUUCCAACAAGCAACACAUGUCUGGGUCAGAUAGCUUAGAGAACAGUGAAAAUACAUCCAGUAACAGCUCCCCUUUAAGCCUGAAAGGAUCUUAUGACUAUAUUCGUGACAGAUCAGAAAGCUUUAGCAGUGAAGAUAUGGUGCUAAUGAAAAAUAUGCUUGGCACAUCUAGAGAUGGUCUGUUUUGUUCCACCUCUUCUGCAGUUGUGGGCUCAAACACUAAACAGAGUUCCUCAUUUAAUAAGAAUGGUGCAUUGUUACAUGAUACAUCUCAAAAAGGCAAUCAUGUACAGAAGCAAUCUGUUAAGCACCAAUCUGCCUCGCCGGGUAAUGAGAUGGUAACCUUAGAAGAAUUCCUGGAAGAAAGCAACAGAUUAUCUCCAAUGAAAGAUGUAUCCAGUAAAGAUGACUUGCUGAGUGACUAUUUCAGAAAAGCCAGUGAGCUUCCAUGCCCUGGAGGUCAGUUUCCACAGUCACACAGGAAGGAGCCAAGCAAGACACCUACCAGUUAUGUCAGUCCAACUAUAAAGUUGCCUGGCGCUGCUGAAGAUGGAAGACCAGCUAAACCAGGCCACUACCUGAAACCAAAUCCUGGACCAUCAGAAUCAGAACCUGUGGCAAACUCCAAUAAGCUUACCCAUGGACCUCGAAAUCAAGCCAGUCGAGCAUCAAAGCCAUUGGCAUCCUCUCAACAGAAUAACAACAUGGGCAGGCAGAGCGCUUCAUUGAACCGGGCCUAUAGCUUGGCUUCAGCAGAUCUUCUGAGAGCCACUAGCGCUGAUGUGUACAGACGAUAUGACAGUCUUCCAAAGCCUGUGGCUGCAGAUAGGCAGAUAGGCAAGGACUCAGACAGCCAGACUUCCCAGCUGCCUUUAGCGUCUAUUUCUCAGAGCUUUCUGAGAGAAAGAUCACAGCCUACAAAAAUAAUGGGUUCUUUGCAAAGUGUGGAUUCUCGCUGUCGACAACUUGAUGUCAGGCGCCUUUCUCUUGCCCCUCCGAAAGAUGAGAGAUCACUCUUGUUCCCUCCAUUUUCUUUUUCUUCCACCACUUCUAAGGAUGAUCUUUCCUCUCAGCCACAGGAACUGGCAAAAGUAGAUUUAGAGCAACACUGUUCUCCACAAUAUGGAUCUAAAACCAAAUCAAAGUCAUUGUUGCAAAGUGGGGAGAUCUCCACUGGGACUCCUGUCAGAAUUGUUCCUAACAGUACAGAAGGGAACAAUCUUCAGGGAGCUGGUUCAAUUGACAUUCACAUUGCCAAAUGCCCAAAUCCAUCACCAGAAAAUAAAAUUUUGGCAGAGGGCAUUGAGGAAACAAACAAAGGGCUUGGUUCCAAGAACCCUCCUUCGUCAACCGAGCCCCCUGUUGAUCAGCAAACGGUUUGGUAUGAAUAUGGCUGUGUGUGACUCCACGCUUCUACUUUGCCGAGGAUUGUAUAAGAUAUGUUUCACUACUGAAAAUUGAGUGACAUCGGGUGACGCUGGGAGAUUUGCUAAACACUGUUGUCUUAAUUAUCUUCUGGAUGCUUUAUACCUCAGUAGAAACAGGUAUACUUGAGGUUUAAAACUGUAACAGUUCUGAUGUCUAGAAGACAGAAUGAUUCAACCAUCUCCUCUUCUUUCUCUUCUUCGAUUCCAGGAUCGUAUUCCCAUAGUCUGGGGUGCUUACUAUUUGGUUCUCUUGUGCCUUUUGCAGGCCUUUUUCUUUUACUUUUUGGGAAAUUGUAUCUGUGUGCUUGUCUACUGAGCUCAAAUCUUAUUCACUUUACACACAAUUGCUUGUUCUUUUUAAAUGCUAUCUUUUUACGAUUCUAAAAUAUUAUUUUGGCUGUUAAAAGCAGCAUAAUGCAAGUGUGUCGUCUUUGCACUGGUUACCUUAUUACCAAUUAGAGACUUCUUAAAAUAUCCUGGCUUCUUUGCUGCACUUAACACUAGUGCAGUACAGAUGCUGCCGUUUUAUAUGUCUGUGAUAUUUUUAUUGAAAACACUGGAAGUAAUGCACCCUUAUUGAGGGGCAUAGUCUCCUUUAAAUGACAACUUUCUUUGCACUGGGCCGAUCUGUUUACCAUUCCAUGCAUUCAAUCACUUAAUGGCCCCAUUGGUUGCCUAGAGAACCUGUGUAGCCAGUCUGCCCUCCUAAUGUGUACAGUUCUUUUGUCUAAAUGAUAUAUAGGAGAUCUUUUAAAAUGAUGUCAAUGGAUAUUGGAAUGUUGAAGCUUACAAGCUAUCUCAAUAAACAAUUGCAAGUUCAGGCUCUGGUUCUAAUUUGGUCAGCAUGAUCUGUGUAGAAACCAGAUUCCAUUUAUAUACAUAUUUUUAUGAAAUCAUAUUUAUAUCCAGAUGAAAUAUUUUAUUGUAUGAAUUUCAUUGGCUCCUUGUGCAGAUCUCCUGUUUAAUUGUUUGCUUAUAAAGAGAUUCUUUCUAACAGAUUGACAUAAUCAUAAAACUUCUCUGGAUGUCAUAGAAAAAACUGUAACAGAUCUCACACACAACCAGUGAUUAGAGUGUGUCAUAGUUUAUAGCAGUCACAUUGUGAGAAGAGCAGGUAUGUAAUAAAGACUUUUUAAAAUACAAA